AUGGACCAACUCUGGGAUACAGUCUAUCAGGUUACGAACUCCGUUGGCUCUCCAAUCACAAGAGGUACAGAUAUACAUCAUACUACAAAAAAAUACAGUAGAUCUGGUGAUAAAAAUAUGAAUACAACGGCCAACUUUGAUGAUUCGCUGGAUUCAGUAAGCUGCAGAUCUUCGUCCACUACUAAUAUUCAAAGUUUGUCAAUUACAAACAAAUCCGGCGGGAGUCCUUUAAAAUCCAACGACAAAAAACAAAAGUUGUCACAGUCGGAAAGUUUUGUUCAAAAAUCUCCUCUAGAACAUAACGUACUAGCUUCCACUAAUUUGCUUUCGAAACAUUCAAAUGAUAAAGGAGUAUGGUCCACAUCUUCAUUUCUAGAUGGCAUUUUUGGUAAUACCGAGAGAAAAAUUAACCCCCUGAAGAGAUCGGGCCAAUUUUACAAAAAUAGGCGCUCUUGGUCGUCAGCUUCGCUGUCGGCAUAUAAAAGAAUGAGUGCAUUCACUAAAGGGAAUUCAUUGAAUACAAGUAACACAGAUAUUUCCAACCAGAAAAAGACGGAUGUAUCCAGGGACCAGUCUUCAGAAGAUGAAUCAGACGGAAUUAAAGAGGGUAUUGCGGAAGAAAAGCCAAUUACUUAUACACAGCAAUUUGCGGAUAAAUUUAUGGAACGUCUUUUGGAUAUGGCAAUUCCAACGACAGCAGGAGUUGACGAUGAAAAGGAACUCUCAGGAUUACUUUCAAGAAUUGAAAUGCAGAAGUCAAGACCUGCGCUCACAGUUCAAACAAUAAGUAAGAAUAGUAUAGCAUUACUUCAACGAUUGUCUCUUCCCUUUGUCUUAAUUGAUCAGAUCAUACUGAUUUUUCGCUGGAAGGACCCAAUAUAUACACUUUGCAUUUUAUUAGCGAUAACACUUUUGAUUUUGAAUCCAUCCACAUUGCUUGCAAUACCAUUCUUUGCGUUGUGUUAUAUUACAAUGUUUCCAGCCUUUGGAAAAAGGCACCCGGUCGAUCAAAAAACUGGCGAGUAUUCUAAGGGCCCAAUGUUAAGCAAUAUAAAAUAUCCAAAACCAGUUCCAGAAAUAUCUAGGGAAUUUCUUUUGAAUGUGACCGAUUUACAAAAUCAUAUGAUGAUUUAUGUGAUACCUUGGGAUUGGAUUAAUCGAAUAAUAGUGAAGUACUGUUAUUUUAAGGAUGAGCGAUUUACCACAGCUCUUUUCGUCCUUUCGUUGGUAGUUGGUACUGCAUUUUCUACGUUUGGUUCCUCGCUAUUAGUUUUCAUGUACCCUGCACUCAAAGUUUUACUCGUUAUGUCACUGUGGAUCUUCGCCUUUGUGAUGAUACCUUCGAAUCGCAUUAGGUUGUUGGAAUAUAUUUAUUCUGAGGAUACAAGGUUACGAGUUGUAACGCUAAUGAACAAUUUAGAUGUGAGAUUAGAUAAUGAAUUAACUUGGCUUCAAAAUAAAGAAAUCAGGGAACUUGAAAUUUUUGAAUUGCAAAGAUUUGAUAAAGAAACGAAUACUUGGCAGCCAGUAUGCUUUAGUCCUGAAAUAUAUCCGAUUAAUUCACAUUUACGGUUGGAAAAUCUUCCGAUAGAGGGCUGCAGUGAUCUCUCUAAUAUUAAGGCACCUAAGGGCUGGUCGUUCAUCAAUGAAAUCGCCGGUCAGUAUAAUUCGAGAGGAACUAGAAAUUUUUCAUCUUCUUUUUUAUCUAACAGUAACGCUAAAAUUCGCAAAGUGAAUUCUAAUUUAUCCCUAUCGAGUGGCAGGAUACAUGAAAAAGAUGAUUUUACUGAUGACGCUGAUUUACCAUUUAGCGCUAUCAAAGGUGUCAAUGGAUGGUAUUUGGAUCUUGUGGCAAUUAAUUGGGCCCGUGAAAAUUAUGUUGAUGAAGUUAUGACUAUUGAUGAUGAUACUAAAUGGUGUUAUUGA
Brettanomyces bruxellensis is the source of this 1926-nucleotide messenger RNA. RefSeq lists its product as uncharacterized. The coding region runs from base 1 to 1926 and encodes 641 amino acids. The record is from RefSeq and is a predicted model, not a curated record. Gene Ontology annotation, cellular component: peroxisomal membrane. The transcript has a single exon. Gene Ontology annotation, biological process: peroxisome organization. Lineage: Eukaryota; Fungi; Ascomycota; Pichiomycetes; Pichiales; Pichiaceae.